Molecule: messenger RNA, 1601 nt
Organism: Hippocampus comes (tiger tail seahorse)
Lineage: Eukaryota; Metazoa; Chordata; Actinopteri; Syngnathiformes; Syngnathidae
Gene: haus8
Product: HAUS augmin like complex subunit 8
Exons: 12
Coding region: 41-1327 (428 amino acids)
Source: RefSeq, a predicted model, not a curated record
GACGUUCAGGGCGGGUUCCUCCGAAACUUGAACAACAAACAUGGCCUCCGGGAAAGCGACGCAAGAAACUAGCGGCGCUAAAAGUACCGUCGCAGAUGCGAAAAGUGGGAUUGGCUCUAAAACCAACAAGAGUGCAACUGCGAAGAAACCCACUGCGACCACUUCCAAAUCAAAAGGAGUUUCUAUCCAAUCUCGAUGCGUGCAGGCUGCUGAGAGAAAGUCUGUUUCAAGGAGUAACUCGCUUAACAGUGAUUCUGUGAGUUUACCACAGAGACCCUCCUCGCCUAAACCCAGCACUUCCAAAGUAAAAGUAGGCACUCCUGUGCGAUGCUCCAUGGGCCCUGCAGCUUUGGGAAUAUCAAAUGGGAAGAUUGUCCCAUCUCGGUACAUGCAAGCUGCUGAGAAGUCCUCUCUUUCAAAGAGUAACUCCCACAACAACGAUUCCGGGAGUUCACAACAAAAGUUCUUGUCGCCUAAACCCGUCCGUGCGAAAUGCGCCCCUGCGCAAUGCUCCAUGGUCCCGCCAGCUCAUGGAACAUCCAAGGCGACACAUCGGGAUGAAUCUUCAGUCUUACAAAACAUGGUCCUCCAGUCCACCUUCUCCGACGGACACAACUUCCGUCCUGAUUUUGAUAUUUCAGCCAUUGGAGGUAAAACAGUGCACCAAAGUUCUGAAGAGACUAAGAGGAGCCAAGAAGAUGACGACAAGAAGUGCAUCGAGAUGCAAGCGUGGCCUUUGGCUUUUCUCACAGCCAAGAUGGCUCAUAACAUGGCCAAGCUGAAGCCCGAGGCGGAGGCGAGGCUGCUGCACAUGAUGGAGGAGGAGGCGGCGCUGCACAGCGAGGUGAUGGAAAAGAAGCGGCAGUACCUCCUCAUGGAGAAGCGGAGGCUGGCCAAUGAGCUUCUGGACUUGCAGAUUUCUGAUUUGACUCCUGCGUCAGAAGCUGUCAAACCCUUCACAGAGUCAUACAGGACUUUGGCCUCAGCUGUCGACACCACCCGACACGUGCUGCCGGUCAGGAACUUCCACAUUGCCGGCGACGGGCGGGAAUUUCUCGGUAAAGCAGAGGCUUGUUUGAAGGAAAGCGAGGUGCUUCUGAAAGACUUAACAGAGGGAGAUCACGAGGACAACCGUGUCGCUCUGGAGUCCCUUCAAGGAAUUAAGAGGGACUCGAAAGACAUGCUUCAGCAGUUGCCUGGAUUGCUUUCCGAACUGCUGGAGUUGUCAUCGCUACAUUCCCGUCGCGGCGUCUUAGUACAGCAGGCUGAGGAGGAGGAGAAAAUGGGCUCUGCCAGGGUCCUGGAACUAUACUGCCCAAAACGGUGACAGCGUGGGAAUAUAAUCUACAUUCACUUCCCACGACCAGUUUGAUGCUCUCUUUUGAAAUAAAUAAAUACAUUUCCUCAAUUUACCUUUUAAUUGUGUAAUGUGGAUACAUUUGUGAUGUGGAGACUCUGAUCAUGUUAAUGAUUUCUCGCAAUUAAUCGGUGUUAUGAUUGGACUUAUUUUAGAGCAGGCCCACGCACAACUUGUGGUCCUCGCAGGCAACUUGGUAUCCAUGUGUGUCACCACUGCAAUAAAAGGGUAAAUAGCAAAAUUC